Polyodon spathula (Mississippi paddlefish) is the source of this 1169-nucleotide messenger RNA. RefSeq names its product proteasome subunit alpha type-5. Gene Ontology annotation, cellular component: nucleus; proteasome core complex, alpha-subunit complex; proteasome core complex. The coding region runs from base 162 to 887 and encodes 241 amino acids. The record is from RefSeq and is a predicted model, not a curated record. NCBI's taxonomy places the organism in Eukaryota, Metazoa, Chordata, Actinopteri, Acipenseriformes, Polyodontidae. The transcript is spliced from 9 exons. Gene Ontology annotation, biological process: proteasome-mediated ubiquitin-dependent protein catabolic process.
UGUCUCCAAUGUGCUGUGCAUGCCGGGCUGGUUCUCCGGGGCAGGUCUGAGUUUGCUGUUACUAGCUCUGUGUAUUACAGGCGAGUCCUUUACAUUGUGAUAAUCCUCGCCUUUCUGAAUCCGCAGCUGUUUGUUUUGUAAACAGGUGAAACGUUGGUAAAAUGUUCCUCACCAGGUCGGAAUAUGACAGAGGUGUGAACACAUUCUCUCCAGAGGGCAGACUCUUCCAGGUGGAAUAUGCCAUCGAGGCCAUAAAGUUGGGCUCUACAGCGAUCGGGAUCCAGACUUCAGAAGGAGUCUGUUUAGCUGUUGAGAAACGAAUCACUUCUCCUCUCAUGGAACCAAACAGCAUUGAGAAAAUCGUCGAGAUUGACUCGCACAUAGGCUGCGCUAUGAGUGGCUUGAUCGCUGAUGCCAAAACGCUGAUCGACAAAGCGCGAGUUGAAACGCAGAACCACUGGUUCACCUACAACGAAACCAUGACCGUGGAGAGCGUGACACAAGCUGUCUCUAACCUGGCGCUGCAGUUUGGGGAGGAAGAUGCUGAUCCUGGUGCAAUGAGUCGUCCCUUUGGUGUGGCGCUGCUGUUUGGAGGUGUUGAUGAGAGUGGGCCCCAGCUCUAUCACAUGGACCCAUCAGGGACCUUCAUUCAGUGUGAUGCCAGGGCCAUCGGCUCUGCAUCCGAGGGGGCGCAGAGCUCCUUGCAAGAGGUGUAUCACAAGUCCAUGACGUUGAAGGAUGCCAUCAAGUCUUCACUCACCAUCCUCAAGCAGGUCAUGGAGGAAAAACUGAAUGCGAUUAACAUUGAGCUGGCAACAAUAGAACCUGGCAAGACAUUUCACAUGUUCACAAAGGAAGAGCUGGAAGAAGUCAUCAAAGAUAUCUAAUGCGACUCGCGCUGCGGGCGUCUCUGACAGCUCUUGUCCCCCCGCGCAGCUCACCAGAACCGAACCUCCCUGGAGUCCUGAUUCCUUGUAGCUCUCUCAGCAGCUUGUACUUGUGGGGUUUCGUGACCCAAGUGAACACCAACUCCCCAGUUUGUAACGAGUUUUCGUUGAGAUUUUUACAAAUCUGUGCACGGGACUUUAACAGUGUUGGGGGAUUAAGAAAAGGAGGGGGGGGGAUCAUUUUUGUUAUGACUUGAUGCAUCAAUAAACUGUUCUAUUCAA